UCGACCGUUGGAAAACAAACGUUACAGAGAGAGUUCGUGUUUGUUCAACGUCAACAACACUUAGUAGCCAACUCUGCAACCAAAAGCAAAAGGGUUUGGGACCGUGUCUUCCUAUUAGAGAGAGAGAGUGAGAGAGAGAGAGAUUCAGAUCCAAUCUUUGGUUGGGUGGGCACUAGGUACAAGUUGGAGAGAUUGUUUGUCUGAGGAAAAUUCUUGAGACCCACCUUGUGUGUGUUUGAUUUCAUUCCUCGGAUAUUCCGAAGAUGGUUGCAAGAACCCCACCAAAGCAGAAGAGGCUUUUGGCGGCUCUCAAUCCUGUUCUGAUUAAAGAAACCUUAAACAAGGUGGAUCAAUGCGUCGCUCGGCUGCAGGAACUUCAGUACACUGUGACUGGUGGAACCAAGGUGGUGUCGGGGGUGACUCUCAGCCCUCGCAGCACAAGAGGUUAUCUCAGAACAAGUCUCAGGUGCAAGCAAGAGUCACUAAGGAUCAAGAAUGGUGCAUCAAGGAGAUCUCCAGUGGGAAAGUUUCCAGCAAACACAGGUGAAUGGAAGAGAAUGUCGCUGCCAGCAAUGCUUGUAGGCGAAACUGUUGGAGAAAUUUUGCAGGCAAGUCAGUUUGCCAGGGAAAUAGUCUCAGCAGUUGGUAAGAAAACUGUCCCAGAUGACCCAAAAACUCCAAUGUCUCAACGGAGCAACAAGAAAGUAGAACUUGAAAACACACAGCUGAGGGUGAGAAGGAAGAAAGAGAAGCAAACCAGAGUUCAGAAUGAUGGUACCCCACAACUUCAAAGGGCUCGCUCCAGAAUCAACUUUAAGGUUUCUCCUCCAAAGGUCAAAGAAUUUGAUAAAGAAAGCAACAGGUAUAUGGCAAAUAGGGUAUCUCCCAGGAAUAGGCCGUGGGCUAGAAAAACAGUACUUUUCCCCAACCCUUUGUUCCUUUCCACCCACUCUUCUUCACAGCCACAACAACAACAGUUUUGCAAGACAAGGUCACCCAUCAUUUCAAGAAAUAGAGGUACAACAUCACACAAAUUUGUUAUAAAGUCUCCACCUUCACCACCACGGCAGCAACAGUCUUGCAAGACCAAGUCCCCUGGCAUAUCAAGAAACAGGGGUGGGACACCUCACAAGUUUUUGAUCAAGUCUCCACCGUCGGCUUCCAAAUUCCCACCAACUGUGUCUAUUUCACCCACAAGACCUGUAAGAUUGAGCAGAUUGAGUCCUCCCAAGAGAUCAUCAUCAUCAUCCACUGCAUCUAAAUUCCGUCGAUCUUUCUCUCCUUCAAGAAUUGCAUCCAGAUUGGUUUCACUUUCACCGUUAAGGAGCAGGAAAACUGUACAGAAGAAAAACGAUGGGAUUGUAAGUGGACUCAAACAGCGCCCAACAUCGUCUAUGCAAUUCCCUGUCAGAGGAAUCUAAGAACUCGCCAUUUUCUGGCUACUUUCUUGUACUUUUUAUCACCCUGUCAAUUCUUUAUGUCCAUAAUUGUGCUCUUAUGGUUUUUUCCUCUUUGGCUUUCAGAGAAGAUUCAAGGAUUUUUCUUUAAUGUUCAUACCAUUUUUUCCUACUCAUUUCAAGGAAAAUCACAGUCCAAUGCCAGCUAUUCGGUGUCUUUUUACUGUU
Messenger RNA from Vigna umbellata (rice bean), 1625 nucleotides. RefSeq names its product microtubule-binding protein TANGLED-like. Gene Ontology annotation, molecular function: microtubule binding. The record is from RefSeq and is a predicted model, not a curated record. Gene Ontology annotation, cellular component: preprophase band; microtubule associated complex. Gene Ontology annotation, biological process: cytokinesis by cell plate formation; regulation of phragmoplast microtubule organization. NCBI's taxonomy places the organism in Eukaryota, Viridiplantae, Streptophyta, Magnoliopsida, Fabales, Fabaceae.